AAUAGCUUUGAAAGGAGAAAAGUGAGAAUUGUUAGGAAGUGUUACUCCCUCUAACAGUGGACAUCUUCCACACAACUUAAAGAGCGGAUUUAGGAAUAUGAAGUUACAAAUAUCUUUUCUGCUGCUGCUGCUUUCCGUGAACAUUGUCUACAGCACUGUUGGCUAUUAUCCUGAACGCUUUAAGGUGCAGUCUAGUGAAUCAAUGAAAGGGCCUGCUUUCCUACCUUUCGGUGUGAAAAGCCAAGUUGUCCAGGCAAGGGGCGAUCAAGGCCCUUCUGGUCCAGCAGGCCCUCCUGGUCCAAGAGGACUCCCAGGCCCUGCAGGGGCUCCAGGAAAACCAGGAUAUGGAAGCCAAGGACCUCAAGGGCCACCGGGACCCCCAGGACCCCCAGGACUUUCAACCGUUGGAAAACCAGGCCUGCCAGGUUUGCAAGGAAGGCCAGGGGAAAGAGGACUAACUGGUGAAAAAGGAGAUAUGGGCCCCGCCGGUCUCCCAGGGCCGAGAGGUCCCCCAGGGGCCCCUGGAAUUCCUGGUCCAGCUGGGGUAUCUGUUGCUGGAAAACAAGGGCUGCCAGGGCCACAAGGGCUAAGGGGUGCCCCAGGAGAAAAAGGUGAGCCAGGCAUUCCUGGUAUCAAUGGACAGAAGGGUGAGAGCGGAUAUGGGGCUCCAGGUCGCCCAGGUGAAAAAGGUCUGCCGGGGCCACAGGGACCUUCAGGCCCUCCAGGACCAGCAGGGGUAGGAAGGCCUGGAGAAAGAGGAUUUCCAGGUGAGCCAGGUAUUAAAGGGGAGCGGGGUUUUCCAGGCACCUCAGGUCCAAUUGGCACCCCAGGUCCGCAAGGCUCUCGUGGGGAACCUGGAGAACCAGGAGUAGGAAAACCUGGACCAAGUGGACCACCAGGAAUACCAGGGAUCCCUGGAGCAAAAGGACUUCCAGGUCCCUCUGGCCUUCCUGGGCCUUCUGGUCUCCCAGGAUUUGGAAAACCAGGGUUGCCAGGGAUGAAGGGACAGAGAGGACCUGAAGGUCUCCCUGGUGCCCCAGGAGCAAAGGGAGAACAAGGACCAGCUGGUGCUCCAGGUGAACCAGGACCACUCGGACCACCUGGCAAUGCAGGCCCUCAAGGGCUCAGAGGUGCAGCAGGUGAAAAUGGCCUCCCUGGACUCAAGGGUGAGAGAGGCCCUGCAGGUCCAGCAGGAUUCCCAGGUGUUAAAGGAGAGAGGGGUGCACCAGGACUGCAGGGGAAAUCAGGAUACCCAGGGGAGCCAGGACUUACUGGCCCGAAAGGACAACCAGGUUUGCCAGGUCCAAAAGGGGAUGCAGGGCAUGCUGGGCAACCUGGCCUGCCUGGACCAAUGGGAUCACCAGGACCUAAGGGAGUGGCAGGAGUCAAUGGUGAACAAGGCCCUAGAGGACCGCCAGGAAUACCUGGUACAAAAGGACCAAUUGGUCCUCCAGGUAUUCCAGGAUUCCCUGGCAGUAAAGGGGAAACGGGUGCACCAGGAUUACCGGGCCCAGCUGGUAUUGCUGCAAAGGGUAUAGAUGGGCCUAUGGGACCUCCAGGACCACCAGGCCCCAAAGGCCACAAUGGAGAGCCUGGUUUGCCAGGUCCUCCAGGUCCACCUGGGCCUCCUGGACAAGCAGUAAUCCCAGGUGGCCAGGCCCUGGCCGGAAUGCCUGUUAUGAAAGCUGGUGAAGUGCAAGGUCUAACUGGCUUUCCGGUGUCAGCUUUCACUGCCACUCUUUCCAAAGCUUACCCUGCAUCAGCUGCCCCUAUCAGAUUUGAUAAGAUCUUGUACAAUAGACAACAGCACUAUGACCCCAGGUCAGGGAUCUUCACUUGCAGGAUACCAGGACUUUACUACUUUGCUUACCACGUGCAUGUGAAAGGGUCACAUGUUUGGGUAGGCCUGUACAAAAAUGGCUCGCCCAUCAUGUACACCUUUGAUGAGUACAAGAAAGGCUACCUCGAUCAGGCUUCUGGUAGUGCUGUUAUUGAGCUCAUGGAAAAUGAUCAAGUCUGGUUGCAGCUGCCCAACAAUGAAUCAAACGGCCUGUUCUCUUCAGAGUACGUUCACUCCUCCUUCUCAGGUUUCUUAUUUGCACAAAUAUAACAUUCUGCCACCCCCAAAAUAUAGCAUCUUAGUAUUUGUGUUUCUACUUGUAGAUGUCCAGCGGAGACUAGCUGAAGAAAGUGUGAACUCAAAAUUAAAUUUCAAAGGCAAAUGCUACAUGAUGUUUAUCUUAGGUGCUGUUUUUAAAAGACAUUUUAAAGAAGGGGUCGGGAGUCUGUGGCUCUCCAGAAUGUUGCAGGAUUCCAACUCCUAUUAGCCCCAGCUAAUUGUCAGGGAUGAUGGGAGAUAUAGUCCAACAACAUUUGGAGGGUCAUAUGUUCCUCACUCCUAUUUUAAAGGGUGAUGUUCACAAACUAUAAUUGUAUUUCAGUGCAAUACUCAACAAUGUAUUUAACUUGCCCAAACACUGAGAAAUCCCAAUUGCAAUUGCCAGGAUUAGAGCUUAAAAAUUGUAAGGCUACAGGGUCUUAUCAUUCACAAAAGUGUAGAAAAGAAGCAUAUCUAAAGAUCUAAUGCUUCCAUUAAUGAUACUGAUUUAAAUGAGUUUAUUUUCCCCUCGAAGUAGAUUAAAAAAUAAUUUUCACAGUUAAAAAGAGGCUGAACUCAUAGGUGAAAGACACUAUGGCUACAAAGUUAUUUCUUUUGAAAUCAGAGAGGCUAGCUUAUCACAGAAGUGUAUUUCGGGUGGGAGUUCACUGGCAAGCUCAUAUACAAAGUUCAUAUGCAUGUGAUCACUGCGAUUAUCACUCACAAAUCUAAUGUGAAACUACUAUAAUUAGUCAUUAGGAAUGAUAAAGUUUGUCACAUUGGUUAAUUAGUUAACAAUGUGUUAAGUUCUAUAAGAUAAAAUUAAAUAUAAGGUGCUACAGACUAACUGGAAUAUUCUGAAUAAAAUUAUUUUAGCAUGGUUAGGUUGUGUCAAAAGUCUCUUCCAAAAGAAAAUAUUCAUUCAAAUGGUUUUAAAUAGCCUCCUCUCCCUUAAAUACAUUAUGGCAUUGAGAGAAUGAUAAAUGACGGUGGGGAGGGAAGUAUUAUUUAAGUUUAUUAAUUUUACACUAUGGUGCUUGUACAAUUAUUCACUUACUGUACCAACAUGAGACCAGUUAAAUUUUUUAACAUUAAUAUUUCAUCCCACACUAAGUUCUUGAUUAUGUUAUUUUUGUCUGUGUGAAAUAAAAAUAAAUGGUCUUUAUUAUAUUAUAUUCAUUUGACACCAGCAUUUUACACUUUGUUCUAAAAAUGUCUAGUUGUGUUUGUCAAACGUGAUUUUUAAAAGCUGUAUUAAUUAAAA
Molecule: messenger RNA, 3362 nt
Organism: Lacerta agilis (Sand lizard)
Lineage: Eukaryota; Metazoa; Chordata; Lepidosauria; Squamata; Lacertidae
Gene: COL10A1
Product: collagen type X alpha 1 chain
Exons: 3
Coding region: 98-2110 (670 amino acids)
Molecular function (GO): protein binding
Source: RefSeq, a predicted model, not a curated record